AUGGCACAGCCACCGCCCCCGCAGAUUCCUCAGCAUGUCUCGGCGUUGCUUUCACACCUGACCUCGCGCCCCGGCGUCCAGUCAACGCUGAUUCUCUCACGCAAAGACGGCUCGAUUAUACAAAGCACCGGCCUGCUGGCGGCAAACACAGGGUCGACAGGAAACGGGAAUGGGAAUGGAAACGCAAAUUCAAACCUGCCAGCAUCGCGCACAAACAGCGGCAGUAUCUCGACGACAGAGAACCCUGCUAGUGGUGUAGCAGCAGCUACAGCUGGGUCCCCGGAGACUAUCGCACAAGACAACAGUAACAAUGCUACAACGCUAGUAAAGAGCCCGUACAAACCGACCCAGGCGGAAGCACUUGCGGCGCAUAUCCAUGCAUUCACGACGAGUGCGUCUGGCGUGACACUGGCCUUGUCAGGCUCUACGUCGGCCGCGCAGAUUGGACAUGAAUCGCGACCUAGUGUCAACGGGGUGGCAGACAGCACAGCAGACGACCAAGACAAGGACAACGAGCGCGAUGAGGACGAUGAGAUAAAGCUGCUGCGACUACGGACUAAGAAGCACGAGAUUGUGGUGGUGCCGGACCGCAAGUACUUGCUGUGUGUGGUGCAUGAUGCUUCUGGUGCUUCUGCCCCUGCGGGAGCGUCUAGAUAA
This is a messenger RNA of Talaromyces rugulosus, 657 nucleotides long. RefSeq lists its product as uncharacterized. Lineage: Eukaryota; Fungi; Ascomycota; Eurotiomycetes; Eurotiales; Trichocomaceae. Gene Ontology annotation, cellular component: cytoplasmic dynein complex; cytoplasm. The record is from RefSeq and is a predicted model, not a curated record. Gene Ontology annotation, biological process: microtubule-based movement. Bases 1 to 657 code for a protein of 218 amino acids. Gene Ontology annotation, molecular function: dynein intermediate chain binding. The transcript is spliced from 2 exons.